UCGGGAACUAAAGUCAUUCAAACCCGAUAUUACGGACUCGAGAAAGUGAAAGCAGUGGUCAUACGGACCAGUUUCCAGACGGCCAAAGGCGAAUUGAUCAGGUCCAUUUUGUUCCCCAAACCUGUUGACUUUAAAUUCAAUCGACAUGUCAUUCAAUUUGUUUAUAUUAUGCUUUGUAUCGCAAUAUCGGGCUUUAUAUACACUUUUGUUAUCAAAAUCAAGCGCAAGGACGCCGUCGGAGAUAUCUUUAUCAAAGCCCUCGAUCUCAUCACAAUUGAAGUUAUAAUUUAUAAUAACUUUAUAUUUUAUAAAUCCUUCGCAUCCCUUACAGCGGUUCCGCCCGAACUCCCGGCCGCUCUGACGGUCGCCAAUCUCUUUGUGGACCAGAGAUUAAGAGCCCAACAAAUAUACUGCAUGUCUCCCAAAUCGAUCAAUAUGUCCGGUUGUGUGGACUGUAUUUGUUUCGACAAAACCGGAACACUUACCGAAGAUGAGCUCAGUUUGGCCGAAGUGUUGCCAACAAAUCUAACGAACAAACAUUUCUCGGAACCAAUUACUCGAGUAGACGAACAAGAAGUGUCUCCAGUGUUGAAAUGUUUGGCGAGUUGUCAUUCGUUGACAAUAUUGGACUCCAAUAUAAUCGGCGAUCCGUUGGAUAUAAUAAUGUUUGAGUCGACGAAAUGGACGUUAGAAGAGCCAGAAGUGAAUGACUCAAACAAAUUUGAUUUAUUGGCGCCGACUAUAGUGAAGCCAUCGAUCGAUUCGGGGAAAGUGGGGCCAGAGGUCGGUAUUUUACGUCAGUUCCCCUUCUCAUCCAAUUUGAGCCGAAUGUGUGUCAUUACAAGAGUUUUGGGCGAACACUCCUUUGAGGUCUACGUUAAGGGCGCUCCCGAAGUUGUGGCCACACUCUGCGACCCAAAUACUAUUCCCAAAGACUUUGACCGCAGAUUGACUUUUUAUACGGAAAAGAGUUUUCGUGUCUUAGGUCUGGCCUAUAGACCACUGGAAGGCAUGAAUUACAAGAGUGUUCAAAGAGCACAACGCGAAGAAUUUGAAGUCGAUCUCAUUUUCUUGGGAUUUGUUGUCAUGAAAAACAAUCUAAAGGAUAAAACAGUAGAAACUAUCGACACUUUAAAUAAAGCUAAUAUUAGGACACUUAUGGCAACCGGAGAUAAUUUAAUGACAGCCCUAUCGGUGGCACAAGAAUGCCAUUUAAUCGGGAAAAACGAUUCAAUUAUUAUAAUAGAUAGCUAUACAGACAGCGAAGGGGUGCCUAAACUUGAGUGCAAAUACAGAAAAACUAUUCACGAUAUAAACGAAUCGCCAAAAGAUGUGUCAAAAAGUAUUAAUUUAGACAUUGAGAAGAAGUCGGGUUUGGCUCUAACGGGACAGACAUUUAAAAUAAUACAGGAAUACUAUUCAGACCUUUUGCCAAAACUAAUUGUUUGCGGCGCUGUCUUCGCCAGAAUGUCACCCGAAAACAAACAACAGCUCAUCGAAUGCCUACAGAAAUAUGGAUACAUCGUCUCAAUGACAGGUAAUUCUUGUUGCGACGGCGCCAAUGAUGUCGGAGCUCUUAAAGCGUCCAAUUGUGGCAUCAGUUUAACGGAAACCGAGGCAUCUGUGGCCUCGCCUUUCACUUCCAAGAUUCCCAAUAUAUCUUGUGUUACGCUUUUGUUACGGGAAGGCAGGGCUGCGUUGGUCUCCGUGUUUGGUGUAAUCAAAUAUAUGGCCUGUUAUAACAUCACGUCUUUCAUCGCUGUUCUUAUCCUUUAUUGGUUCGAGUCCAAUAUAACAGAUAUCCAGAACUUAUACCAAGACAUGUGUAUUAUAUCUCUUUAUGUAAUUCUAUUUAGCCGAACGCCAGCCUAUGAGCACCUGUCACCCCGAAAGCCGCCGACCAGUCUUAUCAGUCUCUCUCAAUUGACAUCAAUCCUAUCCCAUCUGCUUCUUGUGCUUAUAUUUCAAGUGACGGCAAUUUUACUACUGAAGCAACAAACGUGGUAUAACGUCCACAUUCCUGAAGAGGUCAUCGAUUAUCAAUCGCAUAUCAAUUAUGCCGUUUUCAUCGUUCAAGUCUUCCAAUACAUAACACUAGCGAUUGUCUUCUCAAAGGGUCGUCCCUAUAGACAGCCGUUUUACACUAAUACGCCGGACAGACCUACCAAUUGGAUCGCAGAGUUCUUUGAAAUAGAGACGGAAGGCUUUACCUAUAAGUUUAGGGGUAUUUUGAUGUCACUAACUGUCGCUCACUUUAUUUCGGCCCUAUUUCUAGAGGAAUACAUAAUCGGAAAACUAAUUACAGAGAAAUUGAUUGGUUUAACGAAAGAGACUAAAUAUGAAAAGAUUAAGAAUCACUGUCACGACAGCGAUUGGAUCAGUUCUUAGUGAUUAUCGGAUAUAAAUUUAACGCAUUUAGUGUUUAACAACAGUUUUGAUAAUUUUAUUGGCC
Molecule: messenger RNA, 2452 nt
Organism: Medioppia subpectinata
Lineage: Eukaryota; Metazoa; Arthropoda; Arachnida; Sarcoptiformes; Oppiidae
Source: the annotation of a GenBank genome assembly